Molecule: messenger RNA, 3933 nt
Organism: Brienomyrus brachyistius
Lineage: Eukaryota; Metazoa; Chordata; Actinopteri; Osteoglossiformes; Mormyridae
Product: putative transcription factor p65 homolog
Exons: 11
Coding region: 437-2272 (611 amino acids)
Biological process (GO): response to cytokine; innate immune response; cellular response to stress
Cellular component (GO): cytoplasm
Molecular function (GO): DNA-binding transcription factor activity, RNA polymerase II-specific; RNA polymerase II cis-regulatory region sequence-specific DNA binding
Source: RefSeq, a predicted model, not a curated record
CAUCAUUUCAUGAGACUAGAACCAGAAGCCUUUGGGUUUGGCGUCCACGCACGUAGUUACCGCACUGCCACACCCGGGUGCGCAAGAUGCUGCAGCCCUUGCCCUCGCGCUUCUUCCGUGCCUUCAGCUGUGCGCGGCCAGAGCCCCGGACGGUUCCGCUCGUCUAGAGCCGAGUCUUUUCCUUUAAAUUGCGUCAUCUGGGUAUUUCCGCGCUCUAGAGGCCGUGCGGCUUCUCGCUCACGGCUCGAGGGUGGCGGCAGCGGAGGUGAAAGUGUAGAGGCUAAGCUAACUAGCUACACGGAGAAAAUAACGAAUUGCUUAUAAACAGGCGCUUGUGGCGGCGAGGGGAGCGCGAAAGGGCCUGUUUUUUCGUUCUUGAUAGAAGACACAGAGACUACUCGCGUUCAAGUUAACCGAGGAAAAUAAAAGCUAAGAAAUGGAUGGAAUAUUUAAUUGGACUACUAACAAAGGGCCCCCUUUCAUCGAGAUCAUCGAGCAGCCCAAGCAGAGAGGCAUGCGCUUCCGGUACAAGUGCGAAGGCCGGUCAGCUGGCAGUAUCCCGGGUGAGAAGAGCAAUGACAGCACCAAGACGCAUCCCGCCAUUAAGAUCCACAAUUACAAUGGGCCCAUCCGCGUGCGCAUAUCUCUGGUGACUAAGAGCAUGCCGUACAAGCCCCACCCCCAUGAGCUGGUGGGGAAGGACUGCAAGCAUGGCUACUAUGAGGCCGACCUGCAGGAGCGGCGCGUGCACAGCUUUCAGAACCUGGGCAUCCAGUGCGUGAAGAAGAAGGAUGUGGCAGAGGCCAUUUCCUACAGGCUGAUGACGUUCAACAACCCAUUCAGCGUUAAAGAAGCCGACAUCUGGGCGGAUGAGUACGACCUGAACACAGUGCGGCUCUGUUUCCAAGCCUCGAUCCCCCUACCCACUGGGGGGCACUGCUCUCUUCAGCCUGUCGUUUCUGAGCCCAUCUACGACAACCGAGCCCCGAACACGGCCGAGCUGAAGAUCUGCAGGGUGAAUAGGAACUCUGGGAGCUGCCGGGGCGGAGAUGAGAUCUUCCUGCUGUGUGACAAAGUUCAGAAAGAGGAUAUCGAGGUGCGCUUCUUCCGGGACUCCUGGGAGGGCAAGGGCUCCUUCUCGCAGGCGGACGUGCACCGGCAGGUGGCCAUCGUGUUCCGCACGCCGCCCUACAGCAGCACCGACCUUAGCGGUCCUGUCCCGGUGAAGAUGCAGCUGCGGCGGCCGUCCGACGGGGAGGUCAGCGAGCCCAUGGACUUCCAGUACCUGCCGGCAGAACCCGACGAGUACCGGCUGAUGGAGAAGAGGAAGCGGACAGAGGGAAUGUUCCAGAACCUGAAGCUUGGCCCGCUGCUGCCAGGUCCUACACCUCCUGAGAGACGGCCCAUGAACACCGCCAAGAGGACGGUGACGGUCUCCAAGCCCCCGGCCACCAUGAUGCAGCCAGUGGCCAGACCAGGACCCUCCAUGCUGCCCAGGACCCACGUCAAACCCGAGAUCGUUUUUGUGUCCCAAUCACCGCAGCUCUUUACCCCCAUGUGUAAACAGGAGGCAGCAGUGACGGUGGCCGCCCCCCCCUCCAACAGCUGGCAGUUUCCUUCCCAGCCUAAACCCACCCCAUUGGAUAACUUCCUGGCUUCCGCAUCUGCCGCCUCGCAGUCUCAGGACUGUCCCACCGUCAACCUGUCGGACCUCUACGACUUCCCCUUUACGGAAUUGUCUUCCGCAAAGGACUUGGACGCCAAAACCAACGGGCAGUUCGGAAGCAGAGAUGGCAGGUCAGGACCCCCAGAGAUGUCCGGAUCGGUGUCCGGCCUUGCAGGCCUCCCCGAUCCCCACUUCAGGGUCGAUCCUGGGCUAUGCGUCGACGAGCUGUCCGAGUUCCCCAGCUUCCCGGAACUCCAAACGCCUGUUAACCUGGACAGCAUCGAAUCUGAGGAUAUCCAGGCUCUGUUUGGUCAGACGGGGAUGCCGGACGACAGCGGACAGGGGUCUGAACUGCCGGGAGCCUCUGGCGUGAACCAGGUGGAUGCAUCAUCCAACCCCGUGGGCACCAGAACCACGUGGAUAAAUUACCCAAACAGCAUCAUCAGCCUGCUGCAGAACGAAGGCAUGAUGGCGCACACAGACAUCUCGAGACUGCCCGUGCUGGAAGACCUGGAUGAACUCAACUCCAUGGAUGAUGAUGACCGACUCAUGUCCAUUUUGAACAGCAGUAGCCAGGCCAGCUUCAUGUCUGGGCAUCCCCCAUAAAUUCUCAUGAUUCGCUCCCUACCUCCUUCCUACAGAAACCCUGGCCACACUCCUUUCUUUUCCAUCCCCGAGAGACCAUUCUGUAUUCCCCCAGUGACACUACUGAUGCCUUGUGGGUGGCUGUGGGCAUUUCUGCAGGCCUUGCUGCGCACCGGUACUGCUGGAGCGGCCUUUGCGUGGCUGCGCUGAGAUGGACGCCAUCUGCAGGAGUGAGACGGGGAAGACAACCAGGGAACGCUGUUCUGUUCUUCCUGAAAAAUUCCAGUAAAAGGUGCCAUCUCGGCUUGCAGGCCUCACAUGACUGGGGUUCUGGGUUCGAUUCCCUGUGCAGUUUUUCAUUUUCUCCUGGUUUUUGCCUCAGUUUUCUCUUCGUUCACGGUCGCAUCCCACAGUUCAGAGACCUGCCCUCAGAUGUACAGCAGCCCUAAACUGUACUGGUCCUGUGCCAGUCUAUGUGCUCUGAGAUGGAUUAGCUUGCCUCUCAAGGUGAACCCUGCCACAUACCCCAUGCUUCCAAGGGAAACCUAUGUAUCACCCGCACCGAGGCGGAUAAAUCUGUGUAGGACGUGGCUGUACGUGUAGCUAUUCCCCAUUAAUCAUGGCUCUGAAACUCUGCUCCCUCAUCAGGCCUGAUGUGUCUUAGUGUGUCUCUGUGGCAAAUGAAGGUCUGUUUUUAAAGGGCUCACUUCCAAUGGUCUCAUGAAGGACAUAAAUUACUGACAUGGAAUAUUUAUGCCUGUUUAAUGAGGGGUAAUGUUUACUGCACCAACAUGUAUGUCAUGCGCUAAAGCAGGGGUGGGGAGCCUGUUCCAUGAAGGGUUGAUGUGGGUGUGGCUUUUUGGGAUGAUCUGCCUACUGGCCCUCCAUGGAUCAGGCUCCCCACCCCUGUGCUAAAAGGGAAGUUAGGGGAGGGAUCUUUAGCAAAGCCUGCAGAGCUGCAGGGUACUUCAUUAGCCAUGCCCCUCUAGCUCUGUGCCAUUUCUAUUAAAAACUGAUCACUUAAGCAGAUUGAUAGCAAAAAUGACUUGUAAAUGCAAAUCUGUCAGUAAGCACCACAGAAUGAUUAUUUACAUACAUAUAUAUAUAUAUUUGUAAGAAAAUUAACUAAAUGUGCCUUUUCCUUGCACAAUAUUCAUUUGUAUUUGGGGGAUGUUUUGGUAAACGCACUAGAAGGAUAUAUUUACUGGUUUACUGCUAGUGACAGGCAGUAACUUGGCUUAGCAGUGUGUUCCACAUUUGUGUCAGUAAAGGGCAUUUGUAUUGGCUAUGAGAGACCCAGGUUUAGUAUUGAAGCCCAGCAGUGGCCGUUUAGUGGGUAAAAUCGGGCAGUACGAUACGGCCCGGUGUUCACCCCAGGGAGUACAAAGUAAUACAGGUGUAUUCAUGGCGCCUGCAAAGGGAAUCGUCUUUGUUAACGUAGCUUAAUGGCAUGUAUUAAGGAGAAAAUCUCGGCAGCGCGCUCGGCAAAGUUUUCCUGUAACCACAAUGACUGUCAUGAAUGUAACAAAUGUCAGGCGUCAGCGAAAACCAUUAUACUGAUGUCACCAUUCAAAAGGCUUACAUCGGUCUUAUGUAGUCUGUAGUUAACUGCUCUUUUAGUAUGUUAUGAACUGUCAAAUAUAUGAACGAUAUUUUAUAUAAUUAAAAUUUCUGUAACAAUA